AUGACCCCUUCCCUUCUGCGGCCGUCCCCCGUGAGCCCCACAGUCCCAGCGCGGACUCACAUCCGGACUGGGACGCAGGGGGCCCGGGAUGCCCGGACAGAGGCACGUUUUCAGGGUCAGUGUGGCCGCCGCAUGGUGGACGCCGCUGAUCUGCUUUUCUGUCUAUUUCACAAGAGCCCGAUGACGUCAGGGCGGAUCCAGGCCGUGGUCUUGGCGGGGGGGGUGUUGUGUCUCUGGAUCCCCCGGGCACCAGACGUCGCCCUGCAUGCGCCAGCUGGUCCCAUUCUAGAGUCCCGGUGCCGCGCAUGCCCAGGAGGCCAUGGGGACAGGGCUGUUGAAAGGCUCCUGGCUCUCAGUCUUCUUCCCCAGCUUGGUGCUCAGCCCCCCGAGCUGCGUCCUCUCCUUCCUGCUCCCCUGAGACUCCGGUUCAGGGAGAUGGUGACAUUCAAGGAUGUGGCUGUGGAUUUCUCCCAGGAGGAGUGGCACCUCUUGGAUCAUUCUCAGAGAGAGCUGUACAAGGAGGUCAUGCUGGAGAAUGUCCAGAACCUGCUCUCUGUGGGACUUCCAGUUUCUAGAGAAGAUUUGAGCUAUCCUUUCCAGGAAGGAGAAUCACCAGGCAUGGUAGAGCACAAAGGUCUGAGGGACUCCUGUCCAGGUGGAGAGACCAGUUUGGUUGUGAAGAAGAUGGCUACAAAGUUGAACAUUUCUGUGGGAGAAUUUUGCCUGCAUAUAUUUGAGAGUGAUGGUGCAAAGGCCAUUGGUUGGAACUCAGAUCUUAUUAGGCAUCAGAACUUUCACAAUGGAAAAAAGUUUUAUAAAUGUAAUCAGUGUGGACUGACUUUCACAGGGGAAGCCCCUCUUGUGGUACAUCAGAGAAUCCAUACUGGAGAGAAAUCUUAUGAAUGUGAUCAUUGUGGAAAGACUUUCACACUGAGCUCCAGUCUUGCUAAGCAUCAGAAAAUCCACACUGGAGAGAAAGGUUAUGAAUGUUAUCAAUGUGGAAAGACUUUCACAGAGAGUUCAGGUCUAGCUAAGCAUGAGAGAAUCCAUACUAGAGAGAAACCUUAUGAAUGUAAUCAGUGUGGAAAAGCUUUCACAGUGAGUUCCAGUCUUGCUACACAUCAGAGAAUCCACACUGGAGAGAAACCUUAUGAAUGUAAUCAGUGUGGAGAGGCUUUCACAAUAAGCUCUGAACUUGCUGCACAUCACAGAAUCCACACUGGAGAGAAAUCUUAUGAUUUUUUUCAAUGUGGAAAGGCUUUCACAGAGAAGUCCAGUCUUGCUCAGCAUCAGAAAAUCCACACUGGAAGGAAAUAUUAUGAAUGUAAUCAGUGUGGAAAGGUUUUCACAAUGAGCUCCAAUCUUGCUGCACAUCAGAGAAUCCACACUGGAGAGAAACCUUAUGAAUGUCAUCAGUGCGGAAAGGCUUUCACACAGAAAUCCCAUCUUGCUAAGCAUCAGAAAAUCCACACUGGAGAGAAACCUUAUGAAUGUCAUCAGUGUGGAAAGGCUUUCAAAGAGAGAUCCAAUCUUGUUGCACAUCAGAGAAUCCACACUGGAGAGAAACCUUAUGAAUGUAAUCAGUGUGGAAAGGCUUUUACACGGAUCUCUAGUCUUGCUGCACAUCACAGAAUCCACACUGGAGAGAAACUUUAUGAUUGUAAUCAGUGUGGAAAAGCUUUCAAAGUGAGCUCCAAUCUUGCUAAGCAUCAGAGAAUCCACACUGGAGAGAAACCUUAUGAAUGUCAUCAUUGUGGAAAGGCUUUCACAGUGAGCUCCCUUCUUGCUAAGCAUCAGAAAAUUCACACUGGAGAGAAACCUUAUAAAUGUAAUCAGUGUGGAAAGGCUUUCAAAGAGAGAUCCAAUCUUGCUGCACAUCAGAGAAUCCACACUGGAGAGAAACCUUAUGAAUGUAAUCAGUGUGGAAAGGCUUUCACACGGAUCUCUGGUCUUGCUGCACAUCAGAGAAUCCACACUGGAGAGAAACCUUAUGUUUGUAAUCAGUGCGGAAAGGCUUUCAAAGUGAGCUCCAAUCUUGCUAAGCAUCAGAGAAUUCACACUGGAGAGAAACCUUAUUCAUGUAAUCAGUGUGGAAAGGCUUUCACACAGAAAUCCCAUCUUGCUGCACAUCAGAAAAUCCACACUGGAGAGAAACCUUAUGAAUGUAUUCAGUGUGGAAAGGCUUUCACACGGAGCUCCAGUCUGGCUAAGCAUCAGAAAAUCCACACUGGACAGAAGCCUUAUGAAUGUAAUCAGUGUGGAAAGACUUUCACACAGAGAUACAAUCUUUCUGAACAUAAUAGAAUCCACACUGGAGAGAAACCUUAUGAAUGUAAUCAGUGUGGAAAGGCUUUCACACAGAGCUCCAGUCUUGCUCAGCAUCAGAGAAUCCACACUGGAGAGAAACCUUAUAAAUAUAAUCAGUGUGAGGCUUUCACAGAGAGUUCCAGUCUUGCUGCACAUCAGAGAAUCCACAAUGGAGAGAAACCUUAUGAAUAUAAUCAGUGUGGAAAGGCUUUCACAAUGAGCUCCAAUGUUGUUGUACAUCAGAGUAUCCACACUGGAGAAAUCUGAGAAAUAUUAUAUAUAUAUACUAAAACCUUCAAGCAAUAUUCAUAUUUUAUAGAACUCUUAUCACUUUUAUGAAUUAGAAAAUUUAUUCAGUUGUCAUUCAGAGCUUGUUCAAAUUUAAGGAAUUCAUUUUACUUUUUUGCCACUUAUUUAGAAUUUUAUUUUCCCCACAAUUACAUGUAAAAACUAUUUUAAAGUUCAUUUUAAAACUUUGUUUUUUCUAUGCCCUUUGGGACUGUGCAUAUGCUCUGACCCAAUAAUACCACUACUAGUUCCAUAUCUCAAAAAGAUCAUCAAAACAGGAUGUAACAGGUAAAACUAUAUGUGUGUGGUCACCUGUCCCCAGUUUGGGGAAAGCUAACUAGGACAACAGUUUAACAGUUUAGGUAUUUAACAUUUAUUAAAAUAUAUUGAAGGUUAAUGAAGAGAGAUGAAGUUUGUCUUAUAUAAUAGGAAAACCUGUCUACCCUAGAGGAGAGAUCAGAGUUCACACCCCUACCUAGUUCUACCAACCUCCCACAAGGUUCCAACCACCAACUGACAAAACCAACUGCCUUCCACGUGGCUUCAAGCUAAUUGGUUGAGAGUGUUCUCACAUUGAUGUGAGGUAAUUUCUAGACACUGAACCUUGGAAAGGUUAACCCAUGCUUUCUCAGCAGGGCACCCCUGGUAAUAAUAUUCUCAUGCCCCACCCCAUCACUUUACAGAUACUUAAAACUAACAAUGUAAGGGGAAUGAAAAGAGAGAAAAGAAAACUGAAUGAUGUACUCCCCUUUAGUAGGUGGACAUUACUAAUAGUGUAUGCAGUGGAAGAAGGAAAACAGGAAAAUUUCCAUUUAAGUCUUUGGAAGUCUUUUCUCAGAUGAUUCUUGGGAUAUCCUCUUGGGAUUCUGGCUCUUGAUCCCGGGCAUGCUCUUAAAUGUAGUUGUAAAAAAAAAAAAAGUUAUACUGAAACAAUAAAGGACCCAACUCAAUCCAAGCCCGAUAUUGAAUGCAAGGCUUCUCAGACUGAAAUUCCAAUAGACCCAACUCCUAUUCCCUCUCCCUCUAUUUCCUCCAAGCCGAGCAAACAAAUAAGUAAAGAAACGAUUCAUCUGUAGAAGAGACAGAGAAGAUCAAAAUUUUUCCCCUUCAAGAGAUACUCACCCAUGGUCAAAAAGGUGCUAUACAUAAGCUCAGACAAUACACACCUUUUGAGCCCAGUGAUUUGAUUUCAUGCAAACAAAAUAUGCCUAAAUUUGAUGAGGAUCCCACAGCAGUUAUCAGCCAGUUUAGGUCAAUUUUUAGAGGAUAUCAGCCCACUUGGAAUGAUGCUACUGAUAUAAUAGAAACAAUAUUAUCCCCAGGGGAAAGAGCUGAUAUAAUAGCUGAAGCAAACUCCUUACAAAAAUCAGGAAAAGUUGCUAUUGGAUGGCCUUGAGAAGACCCUGACUGGGACCCAUUAUCCCUGAGCAAGUUAAUAAGUUCACCUGGAAAAACAAAACUUCAAAGAUGUCACAGGAAUCAAUGAAAAAAAAUAUGAAAGAAGGUGAUCUAGCAGUACCAAAUCUCAAACUGUAUUGUAUACUGGCAAUUAUCAACACGAUCUGGUACUGGCUGAGAAACAGAAAGGUCAUGGGGGAUGGGGGGGGGGGGGCGGGGACCAGAGACAAGAUGGUGGAGGAAAGGAAUUAAGUUCUCAGAGCUCCUGACACAAUUAUUCCUUUUUUUCUGUGGGGCAAUUGGGGUUAAGUGACUUGCCCAGGAUCUGUAAGAGCUAUGUAGACAUUUCAGGUGCUAUUAAGAAAGCCAGCAUGUGGGGAUGGGGACCAAAGCCAAGUUGGCAGAGGGAAGCCAGCAAGUUGCCUGAGCUUUCCUUUGUUUCCCUCAAAAAGAACAUUAAAUCAAGCCUCUAAACGAAUUCUGAAACUACAGAAUGUUCAAGACAGAGACACAAUCUUCCAGCCUGAGAUAAUUUAGAAGACGUCAGGAAAGGUUGGUCUCAGGUAAAAAGGGAGCUCAGCAUACCUCAGCACAGCACAGAGUGGAGGGGAUCUGGGCAAGUCAGCAGGCAGCAACAGGCCACAGCCAAGCAACUGAAGCCUUUGAUCCUAGCUCAGCAACCUGGUGGCACAGCAGGCCAGUGGUAAGAUCCACCAGAACAAGCAGGGCAGGCUGCCAGCUUGAAUGCCACCCACAGGACAAGUUCAACCAGGCCUGGCCAUCCCAGCAGACUGGGAGCAAGCACAGGGAGCAAGCCCAGGGUGGUGAGAAAUCCAAAAG
Molecule: messenger RNA, 4833 nt
Organism: Dromiciops gliroides (monito del monte)
Lineage: Eukaryota; Metazoa; Chordata; Mammalia; Microbiotheria; Microbiotheriidae
Product: zinc finger protein 420-like
Biological process (GO): regulation of transcription by RNA polymerase II
Molecular function (GO): RNA polymerase II cis-regulatory region sequence-specific DNA binding; DNA-binding transcription factor activity, RNA polymerase II-specific
Source: RefSeq, a predicted model, not a curated record